AUGUCGAACACGGCAUGUCAAUGCGCACGUAGGACAACACAAGCCAUGAAGAUGCAUCAUCCCAAGCGAGGUGAUCGAAGGAGCGUGAUCGUGACCCCGGGAUACCGGUCAGCCCCGGCCUCUCGCCAUCAUCGUCGUGCACCUCGCCCGCAGGGGCGAAACCUAGACUCGCACAGCGGUCAGCGACCCAGCAACAUGCACACCUCACCCGUUUGCACGUCGGCCACGGUGAGCCCCGACCUACCCGCCGAGCUGAUAAGCGCGAUCAUCGAGCAGCUGUACUACGACGAGGACGGCAACCCCGACCGCCGUGCGCUCUACGCGUGCUCCCUCGUCUCUGCCUCAUGGACCGGCCCAGCGCAGAGGCUGCUCUUCCAUACCGCGCGACUGCACGGCCCGCACGCAUUGGCCUUCCUGCAUGCCAUCCAUCCCGCCCGCCCGUCGGGCACUCGCCUGGGCGAGCACGUCCGCAGGCUCGAGGUGCGUAUUGGGACGGGCCCGGGCAGCGGCAGCCCCACAUCUCCAGACGCCACGAGCCUCCGGCCGACCGAGUUCCUCACCCUGCUGGACCAUUGCCCCCGCCUGUACGAACUCAUCCUUCGGGCGUACAAUGUCCACGCCUUCGAAGAGCCCCUCACCAGAGCCCUCGGCGCGCUUGCGUCUGAUCCUGCCCGUACUCCCCUGCGCGCACUCAGCCUUCUCCGCGCGGGCGUCCAGUCGCCGCUUCUGUACCAGCUCCUCGCCGUGUUCCCGUCUGUCCGCUUCCUCCGCCUCGGCUCCGAGAUGGCCGCCCCGCUCCCGAAGAGCCCUGCCAGCGUCGCGCUCACGGAGCUCGUCCUGUACCGCCUCCCAAGCCCCAGAAUCCUCAGCUGGCUGCUCGCCUCGUCCCUCUCCACGCUCGCGAUCCUAGACUUGCGCGACGCGCCCGAUGUGCAGCUCACCGAGAUCCUCGCACCCCACGGGCCGCGCCUGCGCUCUCUCCGUCUGCUGCGCUACAACGCGCGGGGGGCGGCGCUCAUCCGCCUGUGUCCCGCGCUCGAGGAACUCGUGCUGUUCCAGUUGUCGACCUUCCUCCCGCUCGCGAACCUGCCACAGACGCUGGAACACCUGAGCUUCCGCGACUUUUCAUGGACCUCGAACCCGAGCCUACAGACGAUCAUCGCGGCGAUCGAGACACUGCCGAGACUGCGCCUCUUGACGUGCGACGCGAAUGCGAAGCAGCAUGACGACUUUCCCGCGCUGCGGCGCAAGUGCGAAAAGAAGGGAGUCGCGUUGAGGACGGAUGCGCUGCCGAUACGCACGUUUGAAGACGCGGUGCCGGUAAAACGCUUCCCCAGACGCAAGUCGAUAUCCAACUUUCCGCUGAUGAAUGAAAGGGUUGGAGCGGCGGACCAAUUGAUGCAGAGCUAG
Messenger RNA from Postia placenta MAD-698-R-SB12, 1410 nucleotides. RefSeq lists its product as hypothetical. The transcript is spliced from 4 exons. The coding region runs from base 1 to 1410 and encodes 469 amino acids. Lineage: Eukaryota; Fungi; Basidiomycota; Agaricomycetes; Polyporales; Adustoporiaceae. The record is from RefSeq and is a predicted model, not a curated record.